Molecule: messenger RNA, 950 nt
Organism: Phalaenopsis equestris
Lineage: Eukaryota; Viridiplantae; Streptophyta; Magnoliopsida; Asparagales; Orchidaceae
Product: putative gamma-glutamylcyclotransferase At3g02910
Exons: 1
Coding region: 182-727 (181 amino acids)
Molecular function (GO): gamma-glutamylaminecyclotransferase activity
Source: RefSeq, a predicted model, not a curated record
AAGCCAAAAGACAAAAAUGGACGCAUUACCAGCCACACCUUAAACGUCUUUCGCGACAAAUCUAAGGACCCCUACGUCAGUUCUUCGCUCCUUCUCCAGCUUAUCAUCCCUCCCAUCUCCUACCAAGCCCUAACCCACAAAGACCAAACCUCUCGCAUCCAUUCUAAGAAAGAUACCAAGCAUGGGGGCAGCAACAGCGGACAACGAUCAAGCAGUAAUCUUCACCUACGGUACGUUAAAACAAGGAUUCUAUAACCACAGGCUGAUCCAGGACAUGAUCCUCGCCGGCGAUGCUGCCUUCCUCGGCAUCGCUCUCACUGCCGAUCGAUACCCCCUUGUAUGCGGCCCUUACCGCGUCCCCUUCCUCAUCAACAUUCCCGGCGCCGGUGAGCUCGUCAGUGGUGAACUCUACGCUGUCUCCCGCCGUGCGAUCGCUCUCGUUGACGAGCUUGAGGGAAUCUCCCGCGGUCACUACGAGAGACUCCCGAUCACCGUUCGCCUGCCGAUCGGCGGCGAGGAAGGAGGUGAGGAGGGAUUGGUGGUGGAGGCGGAAGCUUACUUCGCACAUCAGAGCUUUGGUGAGAAGAUGUGGAGGAGGAAUGGGGAAAAGGGGAUCUGCGCUUAUUCUUCCGAUGAAGCGGUUGGGUACGUUAAGCGGAAGGAUAGGCCGCAGGAGAUCACAUUCCUUGAUCAGAUUCGGAUCUUCGUCUCCUCAACCAUGGAUUAGUUAAAUUGGGAGGAUGAGGAUUCUAGGGCGAUUUUUUCUUUCCAGUCGGAGGGAGGUUUUUGCAGAAGUCUUUUUUUUGCCGUCCACCCCACUCCAUUAAUGUAUUUACGGAUUUCUCCUGCUUCAGAAUAAGUUUUGUUUUUGAUGAACCAAUUUGUGAUGUAAUCUAGAAACAACUCUUGUUCCUAGAUUAAAUUUGAAAAUUGAACAACGAAAUAAAUUU